Cryptotermes secundus is the source of this 4472-nucleotide messenger RNA. RefSeq names its product protein phosphatase PP2A 55 kDa regulatory subunit (gene tws). Gene Ontology annotation, biological process: peptidyl-serine dephosphorylation. The transcript is spliced from 11 exons. Gene Ontology annotation, molecular function: protein phosphatase regulator activity; protein binding. Gene Ontology annotation, cellular component: cytosol; protein phosphatase type 2A complex. The record is from RefSeq and is a predicted model, not a curated record. Bases 181 to 1512 code for a protein of 443 amino acids. NCBI's taxonomy places the organism in Eukaryota, Metazoa, Arthropoda, Insecta, Blattodea, Kalotermitidae.
UAUGACGUCACAGUCGUUGUUUUGCACUCGUGAGUGCCGCCAUUGCGUGUAGGUGUUUUAUAUUGAAAUGUGACAAAUCCCCUUUCAUCGGUUUCCCUAUUCAACAGAAAUUCUCAUUGUCCCUUACAUAUAAUUUAGCAUAAACAACAAGAUACGGGAAAGUUGUCCCCAGUAUCUGAUAUGGCUGGUAAUGGGGAGAUCCAGUGGUGCUUUUCACAGGUGAAAGGGACGCUUGAUGACGAUGUGACAGAAGCUGAUAUUAUAUCAUGUGUAGAAUUCAAUCAUGAUGGGGACCUCCUGGCAACGGGAGAUAAGGGUGGGAGAGUUGUCAUCUUCCAGAGAGAUCCUAUUAGCAAGAAUUGCAUUCCUCGACGAGGGGAAUACAAUGUGUACAGCACGUUCCAGAGCCACGAGCCAGAAUUCGACUACCUCAAGAGUCUUGAGAUUGAGGAGAAAAUCAACAAAAUCAGGUGGCUGAAGAGGAAGAAUCAAGCACAUUUCCUAUUAUCUACUAAUGAUAAGACUAUAAAAUUAUGGAAGGUGUCAGAAAGAGACAAGAGGGUUGAAGGUUACAACACCAAAGAAGAGAAUGGACAGUUACGGGAUCCAUCUUAUGUUACUGCAUUACGGGUACCAGUAAUUAAACCUAUGGAAUUAAUGGUUGAAGCAUCCCCUAGAAGAAUAUUUGCCAAUGCGCACACGUAUCACAUCAAUUCCAUUAGUGUUAAUUCAGAUCAAGAAACGUAUUUAUCAGCAGAUGAUCUACGGAUUAAUCUUUGGCAUCUAGAAAUCACUGAUCAGAGUUUCAAUAUUGUUGACAUUAAGCCGACAAAUAUGGAAGAACUGACGGAAGUGAUAACAGCGGCAGAAUUCCACCCUGUGGAGUGCAACUUAUUCGUCUACAGUAGCAGUAAGGGUACGAUCAGACUGUGUGACAUGAGAGCAGCAGCGCUGUGUGACAGGCAUUCGAAAUUGUUUGAAGAACCGGAGGAUCCAACUAAUCGAAGUUUCUUCUCGGAGAUUAUCUCUAGUAUAUCAGACGUGAAGCUGUCCAACUCUGGUCGAUACAUGAUAUCUAGGGAUUAUCUCUCUGUCAAAGUGUGGGAUCUUCACAUGGAGACAAAACCUAUAGAAUCUUAUCCAGUGCAUGAGUACCUGCGUUCGAAACUGUGUUCAUUGUACGAAAAUGACUGCAUCUUCGACAAAUUUGAAUGUUGUUGGAAUGGCAGUGACUCCGCUAUCAUGACUGGAUCAUACAACAACUUCUUUAGGAUGUUUGACCGCACAACAAAGAGGGAUGCUACCCUUGAGGCAUCACGGGACAUUGCAAAACCUAAAACCAUACUCAAACCUAGAAAAGUUUGUACAGGAGGAAAACGUAAGAAGGACGAGAUCAGUGUGGACUGCCUUGACUUUAAUAAAAAGAUUCUGCACACAGCAUGGCACCCUACAGAGAAUAUCAUUGCAGUGGCAGCCACAAACAACCUGUUCCUCUUCCAGGACAAGUUCUAGCAUACAGGCAUGGUGCAACAAACUCAUCAGUAUAAUGUGAAGUGCUAUUGACUGGACACAUGAAAGCCUUAACAGAUUGAAAUUCAAGACCAGAGCAGGCUGCCUCUGCCUCCUACAUCCUGCUUCAUUUGGUAAGGAGUUGAGCAACAAAUGUCGGAGACAUGCAAGAUCAAGGUACUCCCCAUAGGAGUUACAAGGGCAGGGUGUAUCUGAUGGUGACACUAGAAGUGUGUCCUCUUAUCUGUGAUUGAACAGUAGUGAUUGAUAAAUGUCGCAAACAGUGAAUCACGGAAAUCGUGGGGAGUGCUUAUACACAGUGGGUAGAAUAUAUAUUUUUUUGCUGCCAUGCACCGUUUGUUCAAAAAUAGAUGCAAGGUGAAAAAAACACAUUUUCAUAAAAAUAAAAUAGUGUUGCCAUAACGAUAUCAUUCAUUUUUCAGUUCAUUAUUACAAGGAAACAUUAUAUUUAGUUUAUACAUAUUUUUAUUUAUUCUUUUCUGGAACUUUUCCCAGAUUGAGCAAAAGUAAGCAAAUUGAUCUUUGUGUAGAGUUAUUUUGAUGCGCCGACAGAUUUUUAUACCAGUCUCGGGAAGAAGUUUGGCAAAGAAUAAAGAACUUGAUGGGAACAGGAAUUGCAAUGAAUUUGAGCAAUAUAAAAGACAGUGGAAGGAAAAAAAUAUAAUUCUGUAUUAGAAAAAUUGUAGCUUUUUCACAGGACGAAUGUUUUGACGCAUUUACAAGUAACAUCACCAAGUCCCAGUCCUUCGAUAUUAAGUCUUUUUUUUUUUUUUUUUUUUNUUUAAUUUAUAUGUUGCCCACAUUUCUGUAUGGUAAAUUUGCUGCUGUUAAUAUCGAGAAGCAAUCUGCAUUGAAGUUAAAAUAAUAACUGACAGUUGAUGUGUAAAAAUGCUUCCAUUGCUUAAUAUUAAUGCAGAUGUGAUCUACCAACAAUCAACAUGUUCAGUUGUAGUUUGAUGUCAUCUUUGUUCACACAACAGGAGUUGAAAUUGUGGAUUUUUGCCAUCUCUGUGUACCACAUUUAAAUGAUAGUGAACAACCCAGUGUGGUGAAUAAUCAAGUUAUUUAAAAUAGAACAAGAGGACAUGAUUCAAGCAAAUGGGUACUGACACCUAAAUUAUGCUGCAUGAUCGAUUAUUAUGAAAUACUAUAGCAAUGUAAGAAUUGUACAAUACCGUAAAAUGUGAACGUGAAGCCAGGGCUCGUGAGUGUGCGUGGGUGUGUGAGAGAGUUACGUGAUGCACAAGUUGUGUUAUAAUGCAAAAUGUAAAAGAUUCAUUGCUUCCGUUGUCAUAUGUCUGUCUGUCUGGAUGGAUGAAUGAUUAAAAUAAAUGAGGAAAUGUUACUUCGUUUCUCAUGCGGUGAAGCCUGUACACAUAGUACCUUUUCCUUCAUUCUUGAUUCUGCAUACAUAAUGUUAACAGGCGGCUAUUUCAAAGAACAAACUGACGUGAUACAAUAUUUUGUUUGUAAUUGUAGAAGGCGGUAUGACUGUUGAUUGUGAGGGAUUUUUCAUUUACCUCCGUAAAGAUUUGAGUCUCGUUUCAUAAAAACAGAAACAUAAAUGCGGAUACAUAUUAUUUUGGGCAUUCAAAAUGGAAAGGUCCUGGUAUAAUACUUUGCUAUUCUUAAUGAAGAAUUGUGCUUCUUAGAGCAAUGUGCAUUAGAUAUUCAGACUGCUCAUUGUGCAUGGUGUCUAAAAUUAUGAGAGAUUGUAGCCAUAUUCGUUUCACAGAGUAUUUAUAUAAAGUUGUGAAAAUGUUUGUUUUUUAGACACUUCAGUAUAUGGAGCAUCCUUCUUCAUCUAGGAUACAGUAAAAUCUGAAUUCAAACAAAAAAAAAAACUUUGCCAGUGAUCAGGAUUAAAAAUAAAACAGUACUUUAAUAUUUCAUUCCGCUUUGUAAUUUAGUCUUAAAUGCUAUAAAUUUAAGGGACUAAAUUCUGUAAUGAUUACGUCCUGAAUUGACUAGGAAUCUGUGAUGAAGUUCUAAAAUAGAAAUUAUAUGCAAUUUUUUUUAAUUAUAAAACAGACUGUUAGAGUUACUGUAUAUUAUAUUUUGUGGGCAAAUGCAUUGUUGACUGUAAAUUUGCAAGAACCCAGUCUUUUGGCAACGAAGCAAAUAAUACAGUGGCAUUUUUGGAGCUAGACAGGAACUGUGAAGAACUGGUCCUGCUUUUGUAUUGGAGCAAUAAACAUGUAACUGUAACAUAAGUAUUUGCCCAUCGUUUUCUUGUAUAUUGGUUAUCUGGUUUGUAUUCAGGUGGCAUAAACUUCAUUUCUUAGAAGAUUGUUGUUGUUAAGGAAGAGAUUUUUCUCUUUUUUAUUCAGAAAAUUAGUUUUUUUUAUUAUUAUUUUAGAAUGACAGUUUUGACGACUCAGUUUCCAUCUUAAAAUUAUGUGGACGAUAGAACUGGUAGAUGGAAGGGUUUCAUAUGAGAGCAUGAACUGACUGCAAAUACUCCAAGUACUCCCGAUGUCUUCCAGACACACCAGAGUUGUAAUAUAUCAGCUAAAUUAUGUUAUCAUUUGAUAAUAUGCUUUAUCAUUUAUCCAUUUAUUUAUUUCAAUGUUAAUAGUGGCUAGUUUUUCUGUGACUUUUUGUACAAUCCAUUGCACAAUGAAACUUCAAGAAGAUAAAUCUCGUUUAUGAAUGUGGUUGAUUAUUCCUAUGCCUUUAAUACUUCAAAAGUUUUCAGCACAUUCAAAUUUUGAACUGUUGUCUUUGUGCACAAUAUAGGGAAUAAUUGGAAGCGUCACAUUUUUAGUACCAUUUUAGGUAGCCAGUUUAUGUAUUAAUAGACGAUUCUUUUCAUGAUUUGGCAUACAGUAACAACAGGUGGCACAUUGCUGGAAAGAAGAACUCAAGACAAUAGCAGUUGCAUGCCAUUUUAGUUUUUUUAAUCAUUUAAGGAACAAAAAAUACAGUGGCAUGCUCAUUUU